UAGAGCAGUUCUAAAAGUGGAUUAAAGUCAUGAACAGCACAGCAUGAACAGGCGGCUUAGACAAAGGAUUAACUCUUUUUUUCUCCUUGCAAAACUAUAGACGUCACGAGAGAAACAAAGAGGCAAUGAUUGGCAGCCCCAACCCUUCAAACCUUUAAAGUAUUGGCCGCACCGCCACCUACAUAACAAUGUAGCCCCUCAUCAAGCCGUACCCCGGACUGCCUAACUGAUAGCCUGAUUAAAACUUAGUAUCGUGUCGGAGUACCCAAGUGCGGUGCCAAGCAGAAUCUUGGCAAUAACCCUUCAUCGUUGUUAUUAAUCUACAUAUACUCCAACUUCUCAUCUUUUCAACUUUUUCUUUGAUUUUCGCUUACAUCCAAUUUCAUCCAUUUUCCGCUAUACAAGCAUCGCUGUGCCUCGAUAUUGCUUUGUCCCCCCCAAUAGUUAUCCAUUCUCAUGAAGACCUCACAUUUCUUACUGGGCCUAGCUGCCCUCACCCAAAACAUCAAUGCCGCAACAAUUCGCGAUGUUCAAGACGUCGCUUUAGAUGCGACAAUAUCGGACAUUCCGAUAGAACAGCGGGACCCGGGGACAUUUGCGCAAAGCGAAGAAUUAUGGAAGCGCAAAGGUGGCGGAGGAGGUGGCGGUAGAGGCGGUGGUGGUUCUUCAGGUUCGUCUGGCGGUCGCGGUAGUUCCGGAGGUUCUUCCAGCGGCGGUCGCGGGUCGCCGGGAUCCAAUACCGGCGGCUCGACGACGACCGGAAGCGGUGUCCGACCUAGCUAUGGAGGCGGUGGAUACUACGGCGGCGGCGCAAAGCAGCCGUACAAGGCUGGUACCGCGACUCCCUCCGGCAUCUUCCCCUUCGUCCUCGGCGGCGCCGCUCUCGGAACCCUUGGCUUCGUAGGCUUGAGCUUGGCCUCCAACGCGUAUGCGUAUCCUUACACGCAUCACUACCCCUACCACAACGCUACAACCAAUCAGAACGAGACCAAACCCGUCGUGUGCAUUUGUGAUUACUACGGCGAGUGCGGUUGCGACGACAACGGCAACCAGACGUACUUCAACUCCGUCAUCGGAGACGGCAGCUACGAAAACCUGAACAGGUCGCUAGUUACCGUGGCCGAGAACGAGACUACCCACGAGAAAACCAUCUACAUCUAUGGUACCCUGCCCAACGGCACGACCUCGUCGGGUGGCACCGAAGACCCCAACGCUGGUGCUGGCUUGCAGACGCUAGCCCGAGCUGCGGGUUGGUGGCCGGUAGUGACGACCGCGAUCGCUAUCGUGUGCCUUUCGUAAGGACGGAGGCUUGAUUUUGAUUUAUAUCCUUCAAUUUUUCUUUUGAUCCUUUUUCUGUAUAUGUGACUUCGUACAUUCUUUUCACGCAUGACCCUCACGAGGUGAAGUUGCGAUAACGCCUAGAACUCUAAUGAGGGAUAUAUACCCACGGGCGUUCCGGUUUUGUCUUGAAGGUGAGGGGGGGUUAGUUGGGGAGGCUAAGGUUUAUGCUCAUACGGUUGCUACAUGUUGUAUACCCAUAUGGAAUACCCUCACAGACCUGGGGUUAAGACGGCCGCAGAGGCCAAGUUGCGGGAGUUCUCUCCUAGAUAAAAUAACACUAUCUCAGCAAUAACGUUCUAGAUGCAUGGCCUUCUAAUUCGUGA
Molecule: messenger RNA, 1664 nt
Organism: Daldinia caldariorum
Lineage: Eukaryota; Fungi; Ascomycota; Sordariomycetes; Xylariales; Hypoxylaceae
Exons: 2
Coding region: 457-1299 (280 amino acids)
Source: RefSeq, a predicted model, not a curated record